CAGCAGAACGUUAUUUAAAUUGACAAUAAACAAAAUGCAUAAAUCAGGAGAACGAAAAACAUACUAGUAGCUGUAAUAAAGAAGAAAGAUACAAGGCUUAGGACAUUAAUAAUUAUUUUAACCCAUUCUUAAGUGAAGCAGUAGAGGAGUGUGAAAAAACAUCGAUAUUAGUAGCAGAAUCCAAAGUAGAACCUGUGAAGAGCCUCGCGGAACCCAAUGUUGGUUCUGGAAGUCGGAAGGUUAAAGGUUCUGUGCGAACGUAGAGAUCUGGCAGGAAUAUUGAAUCUUAUGAGUUCGAGAAGAUCUGAAGAAGUUAGUUCAUGAGGGAAGUAGAGGGAGAGGCUGACGCGCGAGGCAGCCAGUUUACCGUUGCAAGGCGCAUUGUGCGGCUGGACGCCAGUCAACCGCGCGUUGCCGGCCCCUAGAAGCACCGGCCUCCGCCACAGGACUAACACACUUGUGUCACAUGUAUGGACUAUAAAUGAAAGACAAAGUGCUCGUUCAUUAUACAAGUGUUACUGUUUUGUUAUUGGAUCAUCUCUACAACGACUGCUUUCCCAUCCGUCAAACCAAUUUCUAUAUCAUGGAGUCGCACCUUAUAGUUCAUCAGCGAGACAUCUGACUUAUCCACGUGCAGGCAGGAGCUUGGAGUGAAUGAUGGGAAAGAGGAACGCUCGGAUCAAGAUUGCACACUCUGUUGGUCCGCCUAUCGCUGUUAUAAUAGGCACAUCUGAGUAGCCCCAGAAGUCCCAGUCCACUUAAGCAUUAUCAGUUACCGCCGCACUAGCGACUGCCAAUAAAGUACAAGUCAAAUCGGGUUAUAGCACGUGUAUUUACAUAGAUAUAUUAAUUUUAGUACAAACGACUGGACGAGGUGAUUAUUUAUGCGUAUAGGUUAGACAUUAACUAAGUAACAGUAGUCAUGACGACCACUGCACCCGAAUUAUCAAAAUCAGAUUUCUUUGAUUUUGUAACAUCUAACGAGAUAACAGACGCCCAAUACAAACAACAAAUGCGAUCUGUUAACGUAUUCAUGGAAUCACCAGAUUCACGUUCCAAUCCCUUAUUAUCUGAGGAGCCCAAGGAACAGAAUAACAACAACCUGUUGAGUGUAACGUGUAAUCAGACCACUAGUAAUACUAUGACCACGGCAACCACGUCUAAUUCAUUACAAAGUUUCGACUCCAUAUGGAAUGUGGAUAGAGAUCGUGAUCGUUUAGAAACAGCUAUGUUAGAGGAUUUGAACAAAUUUUACUGGAAUCAAGAUAAUGAGAUAAGUGGAACACACCCGUGCACAGAUACCGCCAUUUCCAAUAAACUUAUCAGUAAUAACACAGAUGGGCAAAUUUAUACCCUCACUGUACUGAAUCAAGACAAUUGGGUGAAAGACGAGGACGUAUCUAUGUCUAGCCCGGCUGAUAUAGAACCAAAUUCUUCCCUCGAUCUUGAAUCUAUAUUAAAUAUGAAUGGAUUCCCCAACGACUUUAACCCAGACACACUGAAUGCAAACAUACUGCCUAAAGUAGAAAGCUUCAGCUAUGAAGAGAAUUCGUCUGAAAACCGAAGUACAGAUUUGAAUACAACAACACUUGUAAAAGUUGAGCCAUUCAGUUACGAUGACGGCGAAUUUCAAAGUGACAAGAAAGAUGAGACAAACCGAAGUCCUAUUAUUGGUACAUCGCUAUUAGAUGGUCAAGUUGAAUUCAAUAACAACAAUAACGAUUGGAAGUUAACAGAUCAAAAUACGGAAUCCAAUGAAUCGCUACUGAGAAGUGCAUUGCAGGGUAAAGCUUUCAUUCGUUAUAAUACCUUACAAAAAAGUUUGACCAAACUUGACGCGGAGGCGGAAUUAAAAAGGGUUAUUAUUAAUAAUAAUAACAAAGCAGAUGUCCCGUCAAUGUAUCAGUGUGAUAACAAGGACACAGAUGCAGAGCUGCUAAUGGCAAUAGCACCACAGAAUGGUAAUGUAAAUAUUUCAAUAUUACUAGAAGAUCCAACUGCAAGUGUUGUUGCCAAUGGUGAAAAUUCAACGCCAACACAGAGCGUUGACGAUUUAUUAUUCUCCCAGCUUGACGUAACAUAUUCUGAUGAUUAUGAGAAACUGAAGAGAAUAACAACGGAACUAGGAGAAUCUGUACAACCUUUCUGUACCGUGGAACCUAUCGACCCUUCACGCAGUGUAUAUAAUAUUCACAACGUUAAUGGUGAGCUCGUUACGAUGAUACCAGCUGGGGAGAUUCAACUAUCCCAACAUUUGCAGAUGAUGACGGCAUCUCCUACCGUGUCCAGUACGAAAUCGAUUGGGAAAAAACAUAAAAGAUUUCAGAAUAAAAACACAUCUCCAACCUCACAAGCACAAUCCGGAACAGCAGUCCAAGCGGCGACGUCAACAUCAAAUGGAGUGAGAAAGGAGAGAUCCCUCCAUUACUGUUCAAUCUGCUCGAAAGGCUUCAAAGACAAAUACUCAGUAAACGUCCACGUCCGAACGCAUACAGGAGAAAAGCCAUUCACCUGUUCGUUAUGUGGCAAAAGCUUUCGGCAAAAGGCUCACCUGGCCAAACAUUACCAGACACAUAUCGCGCAGAAGACAGCUGCAGCGAACGGAGCUAAGCCAACGAAGCAGAGAUAACCAGCCAGUCCACAGUUCCAACUCGCAUAAUAGUCAAUAUUUUUCACAGUGAUAAUAAAUGUAUUAAAAUAAAGGAAUCCUCGAAGGCUGAUCACAUGAAUUUGGAUAGGUGCUAAGUAGAUGUAGAGACAGUUAUUGCGAGUGUCAGUGAUAUGAAUAACAUUUAUGACAUAUUUGUUAAUUUGUAUGUAAUUCCGUCCGUUACCGAUAAUAUUUAGCUUUAGCUAGAUUAUUUUUAGAUUAGUGUUCACUAAGCUAUUUUGUAUACAUUAUCAUAUUUAAUGUUUGAUGCUAGGAAAUUCAUGGGAUUUAUUUCCUAACUAUCAAAGCGCGUAAGCAGAACAAAAGAUCGUAUACCUUUUCAUAUUUAUCAAUGUUUGAUUAGAGGAAAUUUUUAGGAAUUCUUUCUUAACUAUCAAAGCGCGUAAGCUAAGCAAAAAUAUUGAUGCUGCGAUAAAAGAUACGGCUUCAAUAUAAGCGUUAUGUACAUUCAAUAUACAGUCAACUUUCGAUAACACUCGUUAAUUUGAUUUUUUUCCGCUCCUUUAAAAACACUCGAUAAGGAAUAUCUUGCUCGCCAACAUGACAUAAUUUGAAGUAGCUUCCCUACUCUAUGCUUUGAAGCGUCUAUAAACAUACCUAUCAAUUGUUUUCUAAAACUCUUUAGACUGACUAAAGUUGCUCACUCAAAAGAUUAUAGACUUCUUUUCGUAAUAAAACAUUGUAAGCGUAUACUCUCGACAUCCAUAGUCCACAACUGAGCGUUUUUUAAGUGAGUUUUUGGCGUGAUUAAGGGUACUUCAAGAGAAGAUCGUAUCAUUUCUCAUAAGACCGACAUUGAAUUACCUUCUAGCAAUGUCAGAUGAGACCUCCUACCCGUUUGGUAUAUAAAAAAACUAAUUUGAAAUUGACUUGUGGCCCCUUGAGUUUCAAAUUAUCGAGAGUCGACUGUAGUCCCAUUAUUAGAUAAUUAUAACAUCUACAUCUAGCUAAGUGCAAUUUCUCCUGCAAUGUAUGAAAGAACUUUCUAAAAAUAGUAAAAAAAAUAGUCAAACUAUCUUUCACUCGUGUACACUCACUGCAAUAUUGUGUCUUAAUUUAGCAAUAUCUUUCCUCAUAUAUAACGAAACUUUCGAAUUAUUGAACUAUUAUAUUGGAAUUUUGUGGUGGCCUUUUAAAUUUCUCUUGAAAAUCUAAAAUUGCUAUGUUUCUCCCAUACACUACAUUAAUCGCUCCCUUUACAGGUAAGCCAUGAUUACUAUAAAUCUGUAACAAUCGAUUCAAUCUUAAAAUCGAUCUCCUUUCCUCUAAAUUGGACUUUCUUUGUUUAUAAAACCGCGCCCUAAUACUCCGAAAAAUACUCGACAAAUAAUUCUAUAUUAAAAGUCAUAUAAGCAUUUUAUAUCUAUUUUUAUUUGUUCUUUAUAGUCAAAUGUCGCGCAGAAUAUGAACUUUCCAUUGCAACUAUUUUUAUUGUCAUUUGCAUACUUAAUAUUAGUAUAAAAAUAUUUCUAUAGAAAACAAUAAUGUACGUCACCAUAACUUGUUUUAAGACAGUAUUAUAGUUUCCAAACUUUCUUCUUUCGUUUAGAAUUCAUUAUAAAACCAAUAAUUGAAAUUAAUUAGAAUAAGUAUUACUUAUAUCUUGCCAUUUUGGUGACUCAUUAGCACAUAACACUGCCCUAUGAUCUCUCUGUUCAACCAGAGACUAUUUGACACAACGAACUGUUGUCUAUACUCAUGUAGAAUAAGUUCUGAUUCAAGUUACUCGACGGAUUAUAUUAAAAUUUAUCGUUUACGAUAAAAGUGGUAAAUAAUAAAAUACUCAUAUAUUAAACUAAAUGUGGAAAAUUACGAGACAAACCACUUGAAUCUCAUUAGGUCUUAUUUGAAAUUAGCGAAUUUAUUAUAGUUAUGUAUAAGUUUUUCGAGAGAUUUACCAUAGAUAAUAAGAUUGGCUACUUAGUUUUACAACAUAAUUAUAAUGGUUGUUAAUAUAUUCUAUCGUAAUAAUUGUUUUGGAUCUGAUUAUGAAAUUAUAAAUCCGACUAUUUAGUUUUGCAUUUGUUCCUGAGAUCAUUUUUAGAUUUUAUUAAAACUCUAAGUUUAAGUUUUUACGUUUAAUGUUUGGUGGACGCGGAUGAAUUAAAAUUAUUUUUCGACAUUUGUAAAUAUAUUAUUUAUAAAAAUAUUGCUCAAAAAUGACACUUCGUCCCUCAAACCGUCCUGUACAAUAUUAUUUAUUUAGAAUUAUUAAGAAUGGAAACGAAUGGAAUUUGAUUUAAUCAGAGCUGUGAUUAUUGUUUAUGGUAACUGUUAAUUGAUUGUUGAGAUAAUUUUGCAUAGUCUGUGGCAAGUCUUCCGAGGUGUGUAUCGGCUGCAAAAAUGCGGUAUCGUCGAAAGACUUUAGCCUGCCAUUAAGGUAAAUAAAAAAAUUAUCCCUUAUAUAUCGCGCAAUAUUUUUGCAAUUCAAAUUUUCUAAUAUUUUUUCUUUAAAUGGAUUAUAACGAAAGAAUUUAAUAAUUUAUCACGGCUAUAGAAGUGUCGCUCUAAAACAAUGACUCUGUAAUCUAUGGUUUUUUUUAUUUUAUCGCACCAACUAUUAUUUGAUAGCCAGUAACUCAUACAACGUCCAUGACCGACCUCCUAGGUGAUUUCAAAAUACUAGACACAGAAUAAAUAUAAUAUUUUUACAAUUUCUUAAACGAUCUCAACAAUCAAUAAUUAUAUGACAAUUUGUCUUCCAUCAUUAUUAAAAAUAUAACCUUAUUAGGUGUAAAAAGAUAUAAACAUACGAAAAAAAGGUUGCCCCGUAAAUUGUAUGGCUUAAUUAUUGUUGUGGUCAUGCCUUAAGUAUAUAUUAUUAAAUUUUAUAAAUCAAUCUUACCAACGUUGAUAACGACUGUCAGCGAGCUGUUCCACAUCCUUUGAAUCCCGAAAAAACAUUUUGUGACUGUUGUUGGGUCAUUAAUUGAAAUUGUAUAAGAUUUUACAAAGCUUUAUUUGGGACUAAAUAAAAUAGUUGAGUAUAAUUAAUGUUCAGAGUCGAGAGUUAUCAGUUAGGUAAUUUUUGACGUAUGUAAGUCAUACUUAGCUCUAUGUAAGAUUCCGAAAUAAGACUCACCCGUUAAGGCUGACUUUCGUUUAUCAAAAUUGUACGGAUUUUGACAAUAGGAAUCAUGCCACCAAGUCUUGACUCUAAAUGUUGCUGUAACUUGGGGUGGUUUUGUCUGAUUUUUGCGUCAACUUGUGCAACAAUCAGAGACAAGAAUAAUGUAAUUUUUGACGUAUAUAAAGCCAUACUUAGCGCUACCGGUCAGAAAUGAGACACGCCUCUAAGGCUGACUUUCGUUUGUCAAAAUGGGAUGGAUUUUGACAUAUAGAAUCAUAAUUAUCUAACUUGACUCUAAAUGUUGCUUUAUUUAUACAACGCAAUCUUUUUACAUCGAACGAUAUUACUAUACCAUGUUUAC
Molecule: messenger RNA, 6102 nt
Organism: Pieris brassicae (large cabbage white)
Lineage: Eukaryota; Metazoa; Arthropoda; Insecta; Lepidoptera; Pieridae
Product: zinc finger protein MSN2
Exons: 4
Coding region: 923-2629 (568 amino acids)
Cellular component (GO): nucleus
Source: RefSeq, a predicted model, not a curated record